GCAUGAACAUCAUGAACUUUUUGAUUUCUUUUUUAUUUCUAAUUCAGCUUGGGAAUUACUUCGCAAACGCGAAAGAAUGGAAGGAAACUCUACUCCUCCACCACUCCAAAAAUCUAACCGGGGUGAACCCCCAAUGCAACAAUGACACUGAAACAUGGUUGCACUCUUUGGAUAUUCUCACCGAAGUCUCUCUAGAAUGCAUUUUAUCAAAAAAGUGCUCCAAGAAGGAAGAGCUUUUGCUCAGAGAUAACUUUUAUGCUCUGGAACAACUGGAUUCGUUUGGCAAAUUUCCAUCGAUUGGAUUAUUCGAGGUCCCAUUGAUUUUUGAUGGGUCUUAUCAGGAGUGUGAACGGAUAAGUGGGAAAAGCGAAACGAAAUAUGAAACCAAUUACUGCUACGUGCUAUUGAUUCCCGGCAAAAAUUCAAGCCAUUGUCAUGAGACAAAAUCUGGAGAUUUGUCGCCUACCACCUUAUUCUUUAGGAGUGCAGUCUGUAUGCCAAACUCUUGCAAUCAACGGGAAAUAUCUGAUAUAAUAAAUGAAAUAUCAGACAUUCCAUUUACGGCAUGCGGUUCCCAAUGUUCAAGUUAUCCCGUUGAGAAGAACUCUGCGUUUUGGGGAUUUUCAGUUUUCAUGAUAGUUAUGAUCUCUAUUGCGAUUCUGGCAACUUCUGUGGAUUAUAUUUUGGAUGCAAUUGCAACUGAUGAGGAACAACGAGAAAAGAAUAAACGCCACUUGCUUUUGAAAAUCUUGAUCUCAUUCUCCCUAUGGACCAACGCUGAGUUGAUACUAUCCGUUAAAGAGCAAAAAGUUGGUUUCAUAAAAUGUCUGGAUUGCAUACGUUUUCUCUCAAUGCUCUGGGUUGUGUCUGGCCACACUGUUAGUAAUAUAAUGUUUCCAGACGUGCUCCUUCCUGUCACCACAUUUACCAAACAUUUUUGGAACCACUUACUCUUGAAUGCCUUCGUCUCCGUAGAUACCUUUUUCUUGCUCUCAGGAAUCGUGGUAUCUUAUCUGUUCUUCAAAAACCGAAUGAAAUCCUCUCAAAUAAAAAGUCCACUAACUUGGAUCCUUUUUUACGUGCAUCGGUACCUCCGGCUCACCCCACCAUACAUGAUUUUUCUCGGUUUCUACAUAGUUUACAGUGAAUAUGUUCAAGGACCAACUGCCGCUGCAGGCUUGAAUGCCGCGAUCUAUUCCGUAGAAUCUUGCAAGAAAACCUGGUGGAGAAAUCUGUUGUACAUUAACAAUUUCGGUGACAGCACACAUGCAUGUUAUGCUAUAACUUGGUAUCUGGCAGUAGAUACACAGCUUUACUUGAUCGCUCCGAUUGUGCUCAUAGCUCUAUGGUUUUCAUUUGUUUGGGGAGCACUGGCGGUGGCAGCUGGGUGUGCAGGAAGUAUUGUUACGGUUUAUGUUCUAUACGCGGAGUAUCAUUUACCAGCUGAUCAGUUUGGAAAGGGAAGUCUCCUCGACUUUGGCAAAAUCUUAUACCAAAAGCCUUGGGUUCGUUGUACACCAUACCUUAUUGGACUGCUGGUUGGAUAUGGAUUGGCAGUUUUUGGUAAAAGGAGAGUCCGUCUUCACUGGGCGCUAGCAGUUGUCGGAUGGCUAAUUGCUUUCGGAAUUGCUGUGGCUUGCCUCUUCUCAACAAAUGAUUAUGAUAAGGGAGCUGUUUGGAGCGACUUUGAAAAAGCAACCUACUACAACUUUUCCCGAUUCUUCUGGGCAAUCGCUGUUUCCUGGGUCAUUGUGGCUAACCACAUGGGAUGGGGAGGGCCCAUCAACAAUUUUAUGUCGCACCCAAUUUGGCAGCCAUUUGGAAAACUAUCAUAUUGCGCGUACAUUGUGCAUUUUUUCUUGAUUUCUUGGUACACGAACAUUAGCGAAGCACCCAUGCAUUAUUAUUCAACAUUUCAAGUGUGGAUCUACUACGCGGUUCCAGUCACAAUCAUAGCCUACAUUUUUGCAUUUUUCUGGAGCUGCCUUUUCGAAAUCCCAACUUUAAAAUUAGAAAAAAUGCUGAUAGAAGCUAUACUCGGAGCAGGACACACUCGAGCUUCAGGGAAAGUUGGAGAAUUGGAAAAGCCUGUGGAGCCGAGGAUUGGAAGCUGGGAUAUAGUUCCUGUGAAAAUGGAUGAAAAUGCGGAAAAUUUCAAUGUGAAAUUAUGAAGAAUUUAAGAAAUCUCAGUCCAUUUAAGUACAAUUUUAUUGAAACUCAUAAAUGUUUUUAUAUUUCUUUUUAAUAUGAAGGAAAUCAGAGUAAAAAUGAAUUUCGAAUUGAA
Molecule: messenger RNA, 2284 nt
Organism: Caenorhabditis elegans
Lineage: Eukaryota; Metazoa; Nematoda; Chromadorea; Rhabditida; Rhabditidae
Gene: oac-20
Product: Nose resistant-to-fluoxetine protein N-terminal domain-containing protein
Exons: 9
Coding region: 12-2171 (719 amino acids)
Molecular function (GO): acyltransferase activity, transferring groups other than amino-acyl groups
Source: RefSeq, marked reviewed